CUUAGCCAAGCUGAGUUGGGACCAUAAAGGGACAGAAGGUGUGCAGGACCUAAAGUAUCCCAAUACGGCUCUUCCCUGGUGCUUUCCUUCUUACCGAAAACUCAGCGUCUGUCUAUAUAACUUAGUCACCAAUUCAAUUUUCUGAAUAUUUUGGAAAACCAUGGGGAUUGGCAAAAACACUACUUCAAAAUCCGUAGAAACUGGAAACCCAGCAGAGGCCAAGUAUGAGGAUGAAGCCAAGCACACUGCUUUCUUUACGUUGCCAGUUGUAAUAAGUGGAGGAGCAACCUCAAGUGGCGAUCAAGAUACAGAAGACACAGAACUUAUGGCAAUCUAUACUACAGAAAAUGGAAUUGCAGAAAAGAGUUCUCUGGCAGAAACCCUUGACAGCAGCGGAAGCUCAGACGCACAAAGGACGGACAUGAUCUACACAAUUGAGGAUGUUCCGCCAUGGUAUCUCUGCAUAUUCUUGGGGUUGCAGCAUUACCUGACCUGUUUCAGUGGCACCAUAGCGGUGCCCUUCUUGCUAGCAGAUGCAAUGUGUGUUGGAUUUGAUCAGUGGGCCACCAGCCAGUUGAUCGGGACCAUAUUUUUCUGUGUUGGAAUCACAACUUUGUUGCAAACAACAUUUGGGUGCAGGUUACCCUUGUUUCAGGCCAGUGCUUUUGCAUUCUUGGCUCCCGCUAGAGCCAUCCUCUCUCUGGACAAAUGGAAGUGUAAUAACACAGCUGUAAUGGCUACAAAUGGAACGUCGGAGCUGCUGCACACAGAACAUAUCUGGUACCCCAGAAUACGAGAGAUCCAAGGUGCUAUUAUCAUGUCUUCUUUGAUAGAAGUGGUGAUUGGGUUCCUGGGCCUGCCCGGAGCACUCUUGCGAUACAUUGGACCUCUGACUAUUACACCCACGGUAGCUCUCAUUGGGCUCUCUGGGUUCCAGGCUGCAGGCGAGAGAGCAGGCAAACACUGGGGCAUAGCCAUGCUGACUAUUUUCUUAGUGCUGUUGUUUUCUCAGUAUGCCCGAAAUGUCAAAUUCCCAUUACCCAUUUACAAGUCCAAGAAAGGAUGGACAGCCUAUCGCUUGCAGCUUUUUAAAAUGUUUCCUAUCAUUCUAGCUAUCCUGGUUUCUUGGCUGCUAUGCUUCAUCUUCACUGUGACGGACGUCUUUCCGCCUGACAACACUAAGUAUGGAUUCUACGCUCGCACUGACGCCAGGCAAGGAGUUCUCCUGGUAGCUCCCUGGUUCAAGAUCCCAUAUCCCUUUCAGUGGGGAUUACCAACCAUUUCAGCUGCUGGUGUGAUUGGGAUGCUCAGUGCUGUGGUGGCUAGUAUUAUUGAAUCCAUUGGUGAUUAUUACGCCUGUGCAAGAUUAUCUUGUGCUCCUCCACCACCCAUCCAUGCAAUAAACAGGGGCAUUUUCAUAGAGGGCCUUUCCUGUGUAUUAGAUGGAGUUUUUGGCACCGGAAAUGGAUCCACUUCUUCUAGUCCUAACAUUGGAGUUCUGGGGAUUACAAAGGUUGGAAGCCGACGAGUUAUUCAGUAUGGAGCUGCUUUCAUGCUGCUACUUGGAACAGUUGGCAAAUUCAGUGCGCUGUUUGCAUCGCUUCCUGAUCCAGUGCUCGGAGCUUUGUUUUGUACUCUCUUUGGGAUGAUCACUGCUGUUGGACUUUCAAACCUGCAAUUCAUUGAUCUGAAUUCCUCCCGGAACCUUUUUGUUCUUGGAUUUUCUAUCUUCUUUGGGCUGGUGCUCCCAAGUUAUCUUCGACAAAACCCACUUUUUACAGGGAUCGUCAGCAUCGAUCAAGUCCUAAAUGUCUUGCUGACCACCGCUAUGUUUGUUGGGGGCUGCGUCGCGUUUAUUUUAGACAACACCAUUCCAGGAAGCCCGGAGGAAAGAGGGAUCCAGAAGUGGAAGAAGGGGUCCGGCAAGGGCAGGAAAUCCCUGGAAGGCCUGGAAAGCUACGACUUGCCCUUCGGCAUGGAGUUCCUCCGGAAGCACCGGUGCUUCAGCUUCCUGCCGGUCAGCCCCACCUUCCUGGGCUACAGCUGGAAGGGCUUCCGGAAAGGCAGCAGCUGCGGGACUCAGGAGGACGAUUCGGAGGCCGCCGUAUAGCCCCGGCUGGACCUCAGCCUCCCCGGCGAUCGUAACAGACCCUUGUGCAGUCCCUCGCUAUUUUACUGUGUCGUAUUGUAUUGUAUUUUUAUUUUUUUUUAUUUUGUAUAUUUGCAUUUUUAAAUUCUGGAACUUAGAGCCGAGGCGCAGGUGAUUAAAAAGAGAGGGGAAAAAAAAAAAAGCUCUCCCUAUUGUAGGCGGUGAUCGCAAUCUAUAACGUCUCUCUGCAGUUACACGAUAUUUUGUGUGGGAACAUUCAGAAGGAGAAAAACCAGAAUCCUUUGGGGAUCAGAUGCUUUUAUAUUUGGCAAAACUGCUUUUCCUUUAGAAAAACCCCCAAAUAAGAUGGUCAAAUUAGCCUGCAUGUAGCAGCGCUCAGGCAGGCCGAAUUUACCCUGUUUGCAGGUUCUACAUUCCAUUUAUUUUUAAUCCUGCACCACCUUAACCCAAACCCUGCACAAGCCUUGGCGUUAUUUAUAUAAACUGUUGCUGCAGCAGCAGAGCCUCUUACGGUAAAUCAGGGCCUGCAGGGGGCAGGAUUUGCUCCCAUGACCAGCUGGAAGGUUGCAGGCGAUGGUCCCGGAACACUGCAGGCCUCAGAAGGAAAGGGGGGAGUGGCAGUGGGAAGAGGGAAACUUCGCCCCCUUUUUUGGACUUUCCCCUUCCCGGCUGUAUUAACAGCACAAAAAUUACGAUUCGGAAUGCGUGAAAUCCGGCUGGCUGGUCUCGGACCGGGGCCACCUCUUCAAAACUUUGGAUUGUUCAGUGCUCCCCAGUUCUGGCUGCAGUGGAUCAUGGACCCCUUGCCCUGAAUGCGGGAAGAGAGAGGGCCAGGAUCCCUCCUGCUCCCGGCCAUCCCUGCGGUGGAGGAGGAGGAGCAGGGGGGCUGGGGGGUAGGGACCUUGGAAGGGGGCUGCCAUCCGGAUGCUUUCCUUUACCCUGACGGCAGUAAGGCUGCGCAGCGCGUCAAGUUUGAUUCCCUUUAAAAGGGUUUUGGGGUGCAGAGAGGCAGCUGCGUGGUGGGGGGCACGGUCCCAACUCUCGGGUGCUCUGGGUCAGGGGUCUCCAACCUAAGCGCCCUGGGGAAUUCUGGGAGUCGAAGUCCUCCAGGCUUGAAGGGGCCAAGGUUGGAGACCCCUGCUCUGGGACCCUCCUUUGGCCUUGCUACUGAAAUGCCUCACGGCUUUAGUGAAGAGACUCAUUGCCUGUGGUACAAGUUUGGUUUCCUGCAAUAAUAAUCAUACUAUUUAUUAAGCGCAUGAGUCGUAAAACAGCCCCUUUGUCUGCAGGCCUCUCGGUUUUCAUGUUGCCAACCCCCAAAGCAAGAGGCAGGUGGCAUUGCCCCCCCCCCCCCCCUCCCCCCCCCCCCCAGGGUCCCUUGCCAAGGGGAGGAGAGAAGCUAGGCAUGGCAUUGCUGUCUGCCCAACAGUUUAACGGGUAUCGGGGUGCCUCCGUGGGCCCCAUCCAGUCUCUUCGUGUUGUGUUGUUGUGGGUUUUCCCCCUCCCCCCCUCCCCUGAACUGACCUUGGCUCUGAUAUCGUGCAGCUGUUGAAACCCUUGUAAGAAUUUAUUCCUAUUUAAUGUCCUCACUAUAACAGCUUAGUUUGUAGAUACAGGUGAGUUAGCUUUCCUGGCUCUCUCCUCUCCUCCCCAAAGGUAGCCCCCAAAAAUUGUUCCUUUAAAAAGAAAAAUAAAAAGCUGCGGGAAGAUUUGUCAGGGAGGCAUUAGGGGAUUUUUAAGGCCAGUCCGCUCUGACCAGCUGCUCACGAAUCUUGUUGUGGUUGGUAGCGAAUUCUGCAGGGGGUUGUCGGUUGGCUGCUCAAGGGUGGCUAGUAGAGAGGAGGCCCAAGUGGCCGCCCGAAGGACCCCGGGAGCUUGAAGGGGGCAGAUCAGAAACGGGUCCGUGGAGGGUAGCCACUUCCGGCUGUGUCUGUGGGAGAAUUUCUCUUCUCUGCGACUCCCUUCCACAGUCUUUGGAGUCAAGCCUGCAAGAAUGUCUCUCUUGAUUAUUUUUAUUUUACUUUUUUUAAAAAUCAGAAUUCGUGCUCAGUUCUUUAAAAACGAGUCCUCCUUUGGCUUGGAGGACUGUAUGACACUCAGACCUUCCGCAUUCAGCUGGACCUCUUUCCGAGAAAAGCUUCCUUAGGAUCGCACUACCAGGCUGCCACCGUGGGCAUAUUUACGUCAGGAGUUAACGCCACUGAGUGUAGCCACGAGUUCUGGCUUAGUUUAGAAAGACCAAGCUACAUGGUUAGUCUCCCCCUUAUGUUUAGGUGAACCAAAGAAAGAAAGAAAGAAAGGCAGAACAUCUGCCCUGGGUUUGGUGGUGGCUGUAAUCCUGUGAAAUGCCAAAGCCCGGGCAGUUUAGGUUCACUACAGAAACAAAAAAAGGUUGUACGGCCAGAAUAUUGGAAGAAUGUAAUAUAUUCUGUUUUGGGACCUAGUCUCCUUUUUUAUUUUAUUUUUUUGCUAAAGCAAACCCCAAAUAACCCCAACUGUCAAACAGUGUUAUCUCUCACCCUUGCAUGCUUCUUCCUGCAAGCUUAUCCAAAAGUAAAAGCGCACAGUAAAUAAAGCACGCAGCUACCACUGGUGAGACGUGUACUUUGAGCACUGCAGAAUGACAACUGUGGCCCAAGGCAAACCUUAGUUGAUCUGAUUCCAGUCAGAUGUCAUGAUGAUCUGAGUGCCGAUUUGUGCAUCCCGCAGAAGCAAGGAAGGAAGGAGCGAUUCCAUCCGGUGUAUUCCUCCUAUGGAAAACACAAGGCCUUGCUUUUCGGAAACUUCCUCACACAGGACGCAGUGCGGGUGCCUCCAAAUGGCACCUUAAUCUUAGCUAAUGCGGUGGUUGUAGGAGCCGCGUCAGCAGGGCUGAGAGCUGAGGGAAGUGCUUGGGACGUGCAGCGUUUAGUCUGAUUUGGUAGAUGGUGCAAGCGUGACAUUUGUUGAGGGAAGCCCUCCUGCCCUCCUGAACAGCUAAUUUUACUGUAAGAAGGCACUCUAGUUAUCCUCCUACCAGGAAAUGCUCCUGUCCUUCCGUGGCCGUGGAGCUUCCUGCGUAAGAUUUGGAAGGGCUCCGUGGCAGCAAUAUUGAAGGCACUGAGAUCCAAAUUUCCCAGGAGGUUCAGCAUUUUUGCAGCUGUAAGAACAAACCGAAUGUCAGACCUCAGAGAUUCGGUUCGAUUUUUGUUUUUAAACGUAAGCUCUUUUGGGGAGAGUUGGUAGCUGAAUUGCAGUGUGUGUGGCUGGAAGUGGUUCCUCUCCAUGGAAGGAGGAGGCGGCAGCAGCAGGAACAGGAAUCUUAGCCAAGAGAAGGACUUUCCUUCCUGUAUCUUUUCGUUCUUUGGUUGCUAAAGGUGUUGCAUGGAUCUGAGCUGCUGAUCGAUGGGCUUUUCAAAUGCUGUGUCCCAACCGAAGCGUCAAGAACAGGAAUGCCUGAAUCCGUUUACUUAGGAGACAGCCUGAAAUCAAUGGAUAUUCCUUGGAAUGAGGGUUGGGGGCGGGGGGGCAAAAUGGUUCUAUGUAUUUUAGUUGGGAAAAAAAGGUAAAAGCAAGACACUUUGAAUUGUGUCUGUGCAUAGCUAUCUGGCUUUCAGACACCCAAGUGGGAGAAUGUUGUGUACAGAGAAAUAUGUAAAGGAAGGGGAAAUUUAUUUCAUUUAAAUUAAAAGAAAUAUUAAGGAACACUGCUAUGUCAUGUUGAAGAUGUAAAGACAAAUAUUCAGAACAAAAUAAUUUGAAAAACUUUGUUUUUAAAGUAAAAUAUCAUGACUGGGUUUUUUUGUUGUUGUUAAAUUAAGUGUUUUGAAAAAAAAAAGAUGUUUGAAUGUGUUUUAUAAAACGAUGCCUCUUAAAUUUAUAUUUAAUUGUUAAUUUUAUCCAUGGAUAACAAAAAAUGUAUUAAUCGGAAUAAUCUGUAUCAGGGAACAAAAAGGUUUUUAAAUUUACAGUUGGUUUUACACCAUUUAAUACUGACUUUCAGUGUGACAACUUUGUACAUGAGCAUUGCAGUAUUUUGUUUCCAUAAACUUUAAAAAGGAAAAAAACAAAUAAAACCAAUAUCCAACAAGUGACAUUUCCACCUAGGAUAAUAGCUAUCCGACUUCCUGGGUGGGAGUGAUAUAUUAUAUAUGAUUGUCAUGACAGUGUCAUGUGAUGAAUUUAUUUCAUUGACAAAUUGCUAGCAAUUGUGUAUACUUUAUUUACCCCUGUUUACACAGUGUCCUUCAAGGAAGAGGCAGGGUUUCUGGGUCAUUCCCUCCUGUGAAGACUUGCAACACAUACCUUGGAGCACAGAGCUGGUCCAGACACAAAGCAAGAGGUGUGACCAUCUCAGGUAGCGAUUUUUGAACCUGACUCCCAUUCAGGGUAGAGAAUCCUGGCCAAGCAGGAACCGUCAGAAUCAUCCUAAUCAGCAGGCCUCAUUUGGAGAGAAGGACAGUUUGCCAUGAUUGGGCUCAGCUCCCACCCUUGAGUCAACGUGGCUUGUGUAGGAGCACAACCCCCCAAUGGACUGGACCCCAUCUUAGUUAACGUGGGCCAGCACCCAUAGUCUUUGGGGGACUUUCCACCUCAAGUAUCCAGGUGUCUUGUGCCAACUCUGUUGAUUAAUCAUAAUAUUUUUUUUAAAAAAAGGCAGAUGCAAAGAUUAAGCAGUUAGACCAAAACACAUCAACCUCUUGCUGGUGGCACAGGCCUCCCUUUGAGCUUCUGUCAUCUCUGUGAUGCUGGUAUAAAUGUCAGGCUGUUUCCAUGUUACAGCUUAAAUGUUGGGCAACCCCAGGUUCUCAAGGCCUUUUUCUGUUGUGACUGAGCUCCCCUUUGCUUUUCAGCCCAAUCCUCACCCUGUGGGGUUCCAUUCCUAGGGGGAAGCAACGGGGACCCGUUCAGAGCACAAAUGGGCCAUUUAGACGAGAGCAGCGUUUCACAACCUCAGCAGUGUCAGGAUUGGUGGGCUUAGAUGUCCUGCAUAUCAGCUGGGGAAGCCUGGGUGUUGAAGACUUAAAUUCCCUGAGAAACGCAGGCUUAGAUCAUGGGUAGAAACUGACCAUCUUCCCUGCUAAAAAGAACCCCAACCUUCCGUGUGAAUGGGCUCUCUUGAAGCAGCAGGCCUGGACAGGGUGGCUAGGCCGUUUGCAUCUGCACGCAGAUUUGGUUCAUCCUGAACCUGUUUUCAAGUGGCUGUUUCGGGAUCUCACGAGCCGUCAGUUUCUCCCAGAGGCAACUCCUGCCUCCCCAAGACUUCUGGGUCUCCAAGAACCCCCCCCCCCCCACCCUCAUGCUGACUCUCAGGAAGCUCCGCCAAACUCAGAAAACUCCUGGAGUCACUAUAUUGUGUCGUGUUUGUCCCAAAGUCUCCAGAGCCCUCCCAAAAAUCACAGGGGAGGAAAGAAUGAAAUCAAAAUCAGAAGGGUCCCCAUCAGUGUUAGCUUCCCUUUCACUUCAGUAAAAUGGCUUCUUAGGCCUCAAGUCCAUUUCGGAAGGGAAAGCCUUCCAAAGGCCUGGUAACCUCCAUGGCCACUCCAAGGUCUGGUAAAGUAAACCCCAAAGUGAUUGUGGGGAGCCCCAACUUUUAGCUGUAAAGCGGAUAACCAUUGCUUGCCAUUUGACGCAAGAUAAGCCAGCACAAAAGGGGCUUUUUUUUUUUGCUUGGGUGGGUUUCCCCCCCCCCCCCAGUGGCCUUCUUGAACAAUCAUCAUAAUCAGUCCUUAAAGCCACCAGUCUUAGGAGUAAUUCUCU
Notechis scutatus (mainland tiger snake) is the source of this 7849-nucleotide messenger RNA. The record is from RefSeq and is a predicted model, not a curated record. NCBI's taxonomy places the organism in Eukaryota, Metazoa, Chordata, Lepidosauria, Squamata, Elapidae.